This is a messenger RNA of Sporothrix brasiliensis 5110, 1464 nucleotides long. RefSeq names its product MFS quinate transporter. The transcript is spliced from 2 exons. The record is from RefSeq and is a predicted model, not a curated record. The coding region runs from base 1 to 1464 and encodes 487 amino acids. Gene Ontology annotation, biological process: carbohydrate transport; transmembrane transport. Gene Ontology annotation, cellular component: membrane. Gene Ontology annotation, molecular function: carbohydrate:proton symporter activity. Lineage: Eukaryota; Fungi; Ascomycota; Sordariomycetes; Ophiostomatales; Ophiostomataceae.
AUGACCCGCAUCGGCACCUUUCGGGCGUCGUACCUCUCGGCGCUCGCCUGCAUCGGUUCCUUUUUGUUUGCCUACGACACGGGCAUCAUCGGCGGCGUCCUGACGCUGCCGUCGUUUGUCGCCGACUUCCGCACCAAGAACAACACCGACGUCUCGUCCAACUCGACCAGCCUGCUGCAGGCCGGUGCCUUCUUUGCCUGCUUCUUCGCGUGGCCCGUGACCGCGCGCAUCGGCCGGCGCCGCACGAUUAUGCUGGCGUCGCUCAUCUUCUGCGUCGGCGCCGUCAUCCAGGUCGCGCCGACGCGCUCGCUCGCCGCCUUUUACGUCGCCCGCGUCGUGUCCGGCGUCGGCGUCGGCAUCGCCACCGUCGUCGUGCCCAUGUACACCGUCGAGAUGGCGCCGCGCGAGAUCCGCGGCAAGCUGGGCUCGCUGUUUCAGUUCUUCUUCACGCUGGGCGUCAUGACGAGCUACUGGGUGGACUACGGCGUCAGCAAGCACGUGGCCGGCACGAAGAGCGCGCAGUGGCAGAUCCCCGUCGGCCUGCAGCUCGUGCCCGGCGGCAUCUUGGGCCUCGGCAUGCUCGUCACCAGGGAGAGCGUGCGCUGGCUGGCGAUCCAGAAGCGCGACGACGAGGCGCUGCGGUCGCUCAUCUGGGUCCGCGGCGAAGACGCGCCGGCCGUGCGCGACGAGUACCGCGAGAUCGUCGAGAGCAUCCGCGACGAGGAGCGGCGCACCGAGGGCUACUCGAUCAAGGAGCUGUGGCUGCCCAUCAACCGCUAUCGCGUGGCCCUCAUUGUGGCCAUCCAGAUCGGCGUGCAGCUGACCGGCAACACGUCGCUCGCCUACUAUGCCCCGCAGGUGUUUACGGCCAUCGGCGCCGGCAGCAACAACCUGUUCUUCACGGGCUUUUUCGGCGUCGCCAAGGUCGUCGCCUGCGGCAUCUUUGUGCUCUUCAUGAUUGAGCGCUUCGGUCGCCGGCUCUCGCUGCUGGGCGGCGCCUUUGUCAUGGGCGCCUGCAUGCUCAUCGUCGCGCUCCUCGUCAAGACGCAUCCGCCGUCGGCCUCGGGCGCGCUGCAGCCGACGUCCGCCGCCGCCGUCGCCUUCAUCUAUGUCGAGGCCAUGGCCUACAACAUGUCGUGGGGCCCCGUGCCGUGGCUGUACAUGGCCGAGAUCAUGCCGUCGCGGAUUCGAGAGGGCGCCGUCGCCAUUGGCACCGCGACGCAGUGGCUGUUCAACUUUGCCUUUUCGCAGAUUACACCGCACGCGGUCAAAAACUUGGGCUGGCGCACCUUCCUGAUGUUCUUCAUCUUCAAUUGGGCGCUUGUGGUCUUUGCCUUCUUUUUCAUCAAGGAGACCAAGGGCCGAUCGCUCGAAGAGAUGGAUGCCAUCUUCGAGGACAGACCGACGGCCACGCAUGUCGACACGGAAAGGAAGGACACUGGUGUCAGGAGCGCGGAGGUAUAA